AUGCAUAUCCGCGAGAUGCUCGCCGAUGCCGAAAGGACCGGCGCACCGUCCUUCUCGUUCGAGUACUUCCCGCCCAAGACGACACAGGGUGUCCAGAACCUCUACGACCGCAUGGAACGCAUGAACAACUUUGGGCCAAAAUUCAUCGACAUCACAUGGGGUGCUGGCGGCCGGAUUGCCGAACUGACGUGCGAGAUGGUGGUACAGGCGCAGACAUAUCUGGGGCUCGAGACAUGCAUGCAUCUUACCUGCACCGACAUGGGCGAGGAGAAGGUCAACGAUGCCUUGCGAAAGGCUUACAAGGCUGGGUGCACCAACAUUCUGGCUCUGAGAGGUGAUCCACCUCGCGAGAAGGAGAAGUGGGAGGCUGCCGAAGGUGGUUUCCGCUACGCACGCGAUCUUGUCCAGCACAUCCGGAAAUCCUACCACGAGCACUUUGACAUUGGCGUUGCCGGCUAUCCCGAGGGUUGUGACGACAACAAGGACGAGGAUCUACUGUUGGAUCACUUGAAGGAGAAGGUCGACGCCGGUGCCACAUUUAUCGUGACUCAGAUGUUCUACGAUGCCGACAACUUUGUUCGCUGGGUCGGCAAGGUCAGAGCUCGGGGCAUCAACGUCCCAAUCAUUCCCGGCAUCAUGCCCAUUGCCACCUACGCCAGCUUCCUUCGCCGCGCCAAUCACAUGAACUGCAAGAUCCCCGACGAGUGGAUGCAGAGACUCGAGCCGGUCAAGAACGACGAUGUGGCGGUCAGAGAUAUCGGGAAGACGCUCGUUGCUGAGCUGUGUCGCAAGAUUCUUGCGGCCGGAAUUCACCACUUGCACUUUUACACCAUGAACUUGGCACAGGCCACCCGCAUGGUGUUGGAGGAGCUCGACUGGAUGCCAUCCCCGGAUCGCCCGGUCAAGCAGGCACUCCCCUGGAAGAGGUCUCUUGGCUUGGGUCGCCAGGUCGAGGAUGUCCGGCCCAUUUUCUGGCGCAAUCGCAACAAAUCUUACGUUGCUCGCACGCAAGACUGGGACGAGUUCCCCAACGGUCGCUGGGGUGACUCUAGGUCGCCGGCCUUCGGUGAACUGGACGCAUAUGGUAUUGGUCUGACGGGCACCAACGAGCAAAACCGCCAGAAGUGGGGCGAGCCAACUUGCAUCCGCGACAUCGCCAACCUCUUUGUCCGCUACCUGAAGAAGGAGAUUGAGUAUCUCCCAUGGAGUGAGGCACCAGUCGCCGAAGAGGCCGAUUUGAUCAAGGACUACCUUCUUGACCUCAACAAGCGGGGUCUGAUCACGGUAAAUUCUCAGCCGGCUGUCAACGGUGUCAAGUCUACCCAUCCAGUACACGGAUGGGGUCCAUCCAAGGGUUAUGUCUACCAGAAGGCCUACCUCGAAUUGCUCGUUUCCCCAGAAGUCUACCCAGAGAUCAAGAAGCGCAUUGAAAACCACCCCGAUUUGACGUACCACGCGGUGACCAAGUCUGGCAUGCUUGAGACCAAUGCUCCAUCCGACGCGCCCAACGCCGUAACGUGGGGUGUUUUCCCCGGAAAGGAAAUUGUUCAGCCUACUAUCGUUGAGCGAAUUAGUUUCCUCGCCUGGAAGGACGAAGCGUUCCAGUUGGGAUCUGACUGGGCUCGCUGCUAUGAGGCUGACACCCCAAGCCGUCUGUUGCUCGAGGACAUCAUGAAGUCGUGGUACUUGGUGAAUAUCGUCAACAACGAUUUCCACCAAGGAGAGACGCUUUAUGAGGUUCUGAACGAUCUCCAGGAGCCCAACUUGGACAAGGUCCCGCAACCACCAGCCACCAAUGGCGAAGCUGCCAACGGCGUUGAGGCCUCAACAUAA
Messenger RNA from Podospora anserina S mat+, 1833 nucleotides. RefSeq lists its product as uncharacterized. The transcript has 2 exons. Lineage: Eukaryota; Fungi; Ascomycota; Sordariomycetes; Sordariales; Podosporaceae. The coding region runs from base 1 to 1833 and encodes 610 amino acids. The record is from RefSeq and is a predicted model, not a curated record. Gene Ontology annotation, cellular component: cytosol. Gene Ontology annotation, molecular function: FAD binding; methylenetetrahydrofolate reductase [NAD(P)H] activity. Gene Ontology annotation, biological process: tetrahydrofolate interconversion.